AUGUUGGCUUCCAGAAUCCAGCGCAGGGCUUUCUCUGCCUCUGCCCGCAACCUGUCCAAGGUCGCUGUCCUCGGUGCUGCCGGUGGCAUUGGCCAGCCUCUCUCUCUUCUCCUCAAGCUCAACACCCGCGUCACUGAGCUUGCUCUGUACGAUAUCCGUGGCGGACCUGGUGUCGCCGCUGACAUCUCCCACGUCAACACCAAGUCCACCGUCAAGGGCUAUGAGGCCACCCCCAGCGGCCUUGCUGCCGCCCUCAAGGGCUCCGACAUCGUCCUGAUUCCCGCUGGUGUCCCCCGUAAGCCCGGCAUGACCCGUGACGAUCUCUUCAACACCAACGCCUCCAUCGUCCGCGACCUGGCCAAGGCUGUUGCCGAGUCCGCCCCCGAGGCCAAGCUCCUCAUCAUCUCCAACCCCGUCAACUCCACCGUCCCCAUCUGCGCCGAGGUCUUCAAGGCCCGCGGUGUCUACAACCCCAAGAAGCUCUUCGGUGUCACCACCCUCGACGUUGUCCGAGCUAGCCGCUUCGUCUCCGAGAUCAAGGGCACUGACCCCAAGGACGAGAAGAUCACCGUCAUCGGUGGUCACUCUGGUGUCACCAUCGUUCCUCUCUUCAGCCAGAGCAACCACCCCGACCUCUCCUCCAACGCCGAGCUCGUCAACCGUGUCCAGUUCGGUGGUGACGAGGUCGUCAAGGCCAAGGACGGUGCCGGCUCUGCCACCCUCUCCAUGGCUUUCGCUGGUGCCCGCAUGGCCGAUGCUCUCCUCCGCGCCGCCGACGGCGAGAAGGGCGUCAUUGAGCCCACCUUUGUCGAGUCUCCCCUGUACAAGGAUCAGGGCAUCGAGUUCUUCAGCACCAACGUCGAGCUCGGCCCCGACGGUGUUGAGAAGAUCCACCCCAUUGGCAAGAUCGACGCCAACGAGCAGAAGCUCGUCGAGGCCUGCCUGGGCGAUCUCAAGAAGAACAUUGCCAAGGGUGUUGCCUUUGUCCAGGAGAACCCCGGCAACUAA
Molecule: messenger RNA, 1008 nt
Organism: Trichoderma breve
Lineage: Eukaryota; Fungi; Ascomycota; Sordariomycetes; Hypocreales; Hypocreaceae
Product: lactate/malate dehydrogenase, NAD binding domain-containing protein
Exons: 3
Coding region: 1-1008 (335 amino acids)
Biological process (GO): malate metabolic process; tricarboxylic acid cycle
Cellular component (GO): cytoplasm; mitochondrion
Molecular function (GO): L-malate dehydrogenase (NAD+) activity
Source: RefSeq, a predicted model, not a curated record